Messenger RNA from Tuber melanosporum (Perigord truffle), 996 nucleotides. RefSeq lists its product as uncharacterized. Gene Ontology annotation, biological process: ubiquitin-dependent protein catabolic process. The record is from RefSeq and is a predicted model, not a curated record. The transcript has 4 exons. The coding region runs from base 82 to 861 and encodes 259 amino acids. NCBI's taxonomy places the organism in Eukaryota, Fungi, Ascomycota, Pezizomycetes, Pezizales, Tuberaceae. Gene Ontology annotation, cellular component: proteasome core complex, alpha-subunit complex; nucleus; proteasome core complex.
CGCAUUCUCUGGCACAACUCCGCUAUCCAUCUACUUCCAUCUCUCCUUUUAGUUUCCCUCUUUCUGAAUAACUUUAUCAAAAUGUUCAGAAAUAAUUAUGACAACGAUUCUGUUACUUUCUCUCCGCAAGGCCGCAUCUUCCAAGUUGAAUAUGCCCUCGAAGCGAUAAAACAAGGUUCCGUUGCGGUAGGACUAGUCAGUAAGACACAUGCCGUAUUGGUUGCUCUAAAGAGGAAUGCCGAAGAGCUCGGAAGUUACCAAAAGAAAAUUAUUGGUAUCGACACUCACCUCGGAGUAGCUCUGGCUGGGCUUGCACCCGAUGCCAGGGUUCUCUCAAACUUCAUGCGUCAGCAAUCCAUGUCCUCCAGACUCCUCUACAACCGCCCCGUCCCUAUCUCCCGUGUCGUCAACGCUAUUGCCAACAAGGCCCAGGUGAAUACCCAGCAUUACGGUCGCCGUCCCUACGGUGUUGGAUUACUCGUUGCUGGUGUUGAUGAAACUGGUCCUCAUCUCUGGGAGUUUCAGCCUUCGGGGAUGGUAUUAGAGUAUAAAGGUGCAGCAAUUGGGGCUAGGUCUCAGUCAGCUAGAACAUAUCUGGAGAGAGCCUUUGAGGAAUUUGUAGACUCAAAUAGGGAAGAGUUGGUCCUCCAUGGGUUAAAAGCGUUGAGGGACAGUUUGGCUCAGGACAAGGAGCUGACUACGGCAAAUACCACCGUCUCUGUCGUUGGCAUUGGGGAGAAUUUCAAGCUUUACGACGGUGAUGAGGUGGGUGAGUGGCUGGAGAAGUUAGGAAAUGUCCAGAGCAGUAGAGGUGGUAGAACCGGAGAGGAGGCUGUGGAAUCGAUGGAUACCUCUGAAUAGACCAAAAAAUGAAAAGGCGUUGCUUGUUCGGUGCACGGCUAUUAAUUGAUGCCCUUUUAUAAAUAUAUAUAUAUAUAGCUAUGAUACCGCGCCAAAUACGAAAGCGACCCCUACUAACUUUAAUGGGAGAUUCCG